Messenger RNA from Dalotia coriaria, 3374 nucleotides. Its product is annotated as neprilysin-11-like. Gene Ontology annotation, biological process: protein processing. Gene Ontology annotation, cellular component: plasma membrane. The record is from RefSeq and is a predicted model, not a curated record. Gene Ontology annotation, molecular function: metalloendopeptidase activity. Lineage: Eukaryota; Metazoa; Arthropoda; Insecta; Coleoptera; Staphylinidae.
GUUGUGUUCUGAGUUUGAAAUCGCGUGUUUCGCGAGUGUCAACUGUGAAUUGAACAAUUAACGUUUGUGAUUAGUUAAGUGACACAACAAACACAUAGGAUGUGAAUCAACGAAUGCUGUAGAUAUAGAUAAUAGUGUGCAAGGUGUAAAUAAUAGAUAUCAAAUCAAUAUCUGUUUCAUAAUUCAAAUAUUUUCCGCAAAAUGACCUAGACUUGAAUAUUAUCGUAAAAGUUGAUUUCUGGAAUCGAAUUGAAUCGUAGGCGAUAUUUUUUGCGUUUUUGUUAGUGCACUGUAUUAAUGGCUGGAAAAGCAAAUGCGUUCCUAACGUGUUCACCUAUACACCCACACCUGAAUAAACGUAUGUGUUACUCGUGAAAACAUCGUGUGAUAGCCGCGGAAUUGUUGUGACUGUCCAACAGUUUACCGGCGGAAUCGUUCCGGUAAUGUGCUGACCGCCGCCGUCGAUGUUGUACAAUAAAAAUCCAUGGAAAAAAGCUCAAUUCGAGCGCCAUUACUCAACGACUCUGUGAGCUUUUUAUUUGCGAUAAAAACAUGACUUGAAUAACACCAAAUACAUUAAAUUUGAAGUUUAUAUCUUAAGUAAUAUUGCUUUAAAUCAGUUUUAAUGUGAUUUAAAUUAAGUGCGCGUCGUAAAAAAUAAGGAUAAUGGAGGAUCCAGGACGAGUUUAUACUAUUUCGAAUGCUCAGUCGGCCAGACAAACAGUCGCCAACAAUCAAGAAGCAACUGGGCAAACAAACGGCACGCGAAGUCGAUUCAAUUUUAUUAACAUCAAGUCAAAAGGUUCAAUAUUCAAACGAAAUGAUUUCUAUAAAAGACUAUCGAUUCUUCUGUGCCUUUUAAUCCUAUUUCUAUUUAUUGGAUUAAUAAUCCUGAUUUGUAAAUUCAAAAGACAUCCAUCGGAUUUAUGUGAAUCAGACGAAUGUCUACGUUCUGCCGCAAAUCUGAAGCUAUCUAUAAAUUUAUCCGUGGAUCCCUGUGAUGAUUUCUACCAGUUUACAUGUGGAAAAUGGAGUGAUGAGCAUCCGAAUCACGGCUGGUAUCCCACUUUCUCGUCUUUUCGACUAAUUGACGAACGAAUCACAAUAGCGACAUUGAAAUUUUUACAAUCGAAUGCUACUGACGAUGAACCGGAUCCGGUCAAGGCACGUGCCCUUUACCGAUCGUGUCUGAAUGAAGCCGCCACCGAUAAACUAGGCUUCACCGUAUUACAUAAAUAUGUACAGAAAGCGGAGAUGCCCUUGGUACCAGGGUUACUCAAGGGCGAAGCUGAAGAGGGUUACAAAUUUGACUGGAUUAAAUUUUCUGCCAAGAAAAAACUGUUUGCCAUGGAUUUGGUGUUCAACUUUGCCAUUGAUGCUGAUAUUUAUAACAGGAGUCGAUAUAUUAUGUAUUUAAGUUCAAAUUUAGGAGAUUCACCAUUACCAAGUGCUUUUAAAAAAAAAGAAGACACCCCAGAAGAUGCUGAUGCUACUGACACCACAGAAGGACCAAAGAUAACCCAUGGUGGAAAAUUAGCAAUUCAAAGGGUCAUCACCGAUGUGGUCAAAAACUCAACGGAGGCUGUUGAAAUCAGUGAUGAUACAAUGUUGACAGCUAUAGAAAUACUUUGGAACAUCACUGGUGAUAUUUAUGAUAUUGUGCAUGAAAACGAAACAGAUAUUGAUGAUAUAAAUCUAGAAAAACUAAAAGUUUCAGAAUUACAAUUAACCGAUGAUUUCUUCAAAUCCAAAGAAUUGGAACCAAUGGAAAUCUGGAAACCUUACCUAGAAGAACUUUUUAAAGACAUACCAGCAACAUUUGACUUUGAAAAUGACCCGAUUUACAUCCUCAAAGCAGAAAUGGGUGAACUACAAGAAUUGGUAGCCCAUGUGGCGUCACUACCAGAACUCCACAUCGAGUUAUACUUCUGGUGGAAAGUGGUAGAGUCAAUGAUUGCUGGUACGACCUCAGAACUCAACGAAUUCGUCUACAAACAGACAAGUUAUGAAUACUGGACUUAUCCAAAUGUUGCAAGGUCAAGAUCAUUGGAUUGUGCCCAAUUGACCAGUUCAUACAUGGGUAUUGCUGUGACUUAUGGAAUAGCAGACAAAAACUUCGUCAAUGUGACCCUACCAGAAGUGAAACAGAUGUUAGCGGAUAUCAAAACAGCGUUCGAAUCAAACGUAGGGAAAAUGUCCUGGAUGGAUAAACCUACAAAAAUGGCUGCAAUAGAAAAAUCAAAAGAAAUGAUUGGUUUGAUUGGUUUCCCUGAUUGGUUGACGAAUAAAACUGCUAUUGAUGUUUAUUAUGAGAAUAUUACUCUGAAACCCACUGAAUUCCUGGAUAAUCUAAUGGGUAUUGUCAGUACGUACAUUCCAGACAUGUUAGCAACCUACAACGAAGAGAAUUACAAACAAUGGCGGACUGAUCCAACAGUAGUGAAUGCUUUUCAUUAUGUCGCUGAUAAUUCCAUUAAUGUACCACUUGCCAUUUUGACAUUUCCAAUAUACCAUUUAGGUCUUGAGGUUUUAAAUUACGGGGCAAUUGGAAGUGUCCUGGGCCAUGAACUAACUCACGGCUUUGACAACCUGGGUAAAAACUACGACAAAGAAGGCAAUAUGAUACAAUGGUGGAGCAAUAAUACCGCGAUGACCUUCGAUUGGAAAACACAUUGCUUCAUAAAUCAAUACAAUCAAUUCAGAUACGAUAGACUUAAUAUGUCUGUCAAUGGACGAUUAACUCUAGGGGAGAAUUUAGCGGAUAAUGGCGGUCUACAUCAGGCUUUCAACGCUUACCAGCUUUAUGUGGAGCGAAAUGGAGCAGAACAACGUUUGCCCGGAUUUGAAUCAUAUACAAAUGAUCAGAUGUUCUUUAUUGCCUACGGAAGCAUUUGGUGUGAAAAUACGGAUUUGAAUUCACUUAAGGAUCAAAUUGCUCAUGACGAACACAGUCCCAGUUAUGUUCGUGUUAUCGCAUCGGUGCAGAAUUCAGAAGAAUUCGCAAAAGCAUUUAAAUGCCGCAAAGGAAGCGGAAUGAAUCCAAAACGUGAGAAGUGCAAGAUUUGGUAAAUAUUUACAUUGUGAUUCUAGUGAUUAUCGUUUAUUUCUACAGUAUUAAGUUUCAAAGUGUGAUAUUAAUAUGUGCAGUACAAGCAAUUAAUCAUUCUAUUAGUAUUUAAACUAAUUAAUUAAAUUAUUAUUCAUUCUGCUUUUGUAUAUUUUUUAUUUGUCAUAUAUAUUCAAUAUUUAAAUACAAUUGGGUGAUAUUUUUAGCUAGUAUUACACUAAUUGUUAAUCUUGAUUGUUAUUCAUGUAAACAUUGUGUGAUGAUGAAUUAUUUGUGUGAGAAUAAAUAAAAUCAAUCGGAAAUUGAA